Molecule: messenger RNA, 8662 nt
Organism: Stegodyphus dumicola
Lineage: Eukaryota; Metazoa; Arthropoda; Arachnida; Araneae; Eresidae
Cellular component (GO): nucleus
Source: RefSeq, a predicted model, not a curated record
UGUUAAAUUCAUAUUACCAAGCAAAUCAUAAAAUACGUAAACGUUUUUCAAGCAUUUUGGCAGCAGAUGAAAUUUUAAGCUGUAUGGCUCUUCUUUAUUUCAUGUUACUGAAAUAUGUGUAACUUUUAAGUAAAAUUUUCAUUAAACACAUAUACUUAUGAUGUCAAAAACAUUUUUCGAACUAGGGCUUCUUGUAAUACAAGUACUACCAUAUUCAUCUGUCUGGUACUUGUACUUGUAAUCAACUUAAUUUCACCGGCAUCUAGCCUCCUAAUAUACGGAGUGCUAAAUUUUCUACAACUUGGCCAUUGAAAUUUGGCGACUGAUUCCCUAUCGCCUUGGUAACCCUGAGUCAAAACAGAAAAUGGCUUCAUGUAAGAUGAGUGUUGAUGAGUCGGAGGAAAAUAAGUGCGAUGAGAAAAAUAGUGACGCACUUUAUUCUAAGUCAGAUCAAGAACUAAAGAAUGUAUCGUUUAUUAAAAGUGUUGUUCUGUCUCCUCAUGGCCACCUGAAGAAAAGAACGGAACAUUGCUUUCGUAAUUUACCAGGUCUGCCUGCGGCUGAAGAUCUCCAUAACAAGGGUAAAUCAUCUAUGAAAAGUAAGAAAUAUGCAAAUGAAAAACAUCACAAAAAGCCUGAAAAAAUUAGAGAUAACUCUUCAGUGCAUCAUACUAAAAAGAAAAAGCAUAAGGAGAAAGAUAAACAUGAUUACCAUUCCCUACAUAAAGAUAAGCAUCAAUCAAAGCACCGAAAUCAUCCAAAAGAAAAAAAUACCAUAGAAAAACCAUUUCAUAAGCAUAAAGAGCACAGUUCAUUUUCAAAUAAACUUUCAUCUCUUUCAAAUGCUUCUGUUGAUAGAUCAACAGAUUCGGUGUUGAAGCCCACCAAAAAUAAAUCAUUGUUGAGCAAAAGUGCCUCCAGUGAGAACAGUACACCUGUCUUAUCACAUCAUACUGUACCUGUGCAAAAUGUAAAAUUUAAUGAUAAGGAUGAAAAACUGCAUCAGUCAUGCAAUAUUAAUUGUUCACAAAAUGGCAGCAUUUCUUUCCAAGAAGUAUGUUUCUCCAGUACUUUUACUGGAGAUGCAGGUUCAGAGAAUGAUGUUUCAGAAGAUCAUUGCGAGUCAGAUAGUGCAAAAAUUGAUGAACACCCACAUAAUAGUUCUGUGCAUAUAUCAACAUCCAGUGUAACAGACGCUGUAAAAAGAAAAAGAGAUGAUUUAUCUUGUGAUCAAGCUGAUUCUAUAAGCAUUGAAGAUUAUCCGAAGUCUAAAAGGAACAGAAUUGACUCUUUGGAUGAUAACUGUAUCCCUCAUAUCAAAGAUAUAGAUACAUCAUUGAAUAUUUCUGCAAAUUUGUUAGCUUCAGACCCUGAUGCACAAACAGUAUCUCUUACCACAGAGAAUUCAAAUAUAUUAAAUACAAAACAUAUGGUAUCAGAGAGGACAUCUCCCAUAAUGUCUCCAAGAGAAAAUUCAUCUAAUCAUAAUGGUCACAUCUCUACAUCUGUGUGUACGAAACUUUCUGGUGGAAUAUGUAAUGGAGAACAGUUAACUUCUGUUAAUAUGUUAGUGCCUGAAAUUCAUAAUGAUUGUAUAACUGCAGAUACGAAUUGUGAUACAUCUAGGACCACAGAUAUGAAAUCAGUUGAUUGUGAUCUCCUUUGUCCAAAACAAGAUAGUGUAGUUGAUGGUUAUUCCAAUAUAAAUCCGGAAAAGAGUGAAAAGGAAUCAAGUUAUUCCUUUUCUUCUAAUGAGUCACCAUACUCAGUUUCUAAUUCUUGUUGUUCUUCUCAGAUCUCAAGUUCAUAUACCUCACAGAAUAGUUGUAGUACUUCUGUUGUAAUAACUAAAUCAAAUGAAAGGACAGAUAAAUCUGAAAGCUCUGAACUACAGUCUGGAAUAAAAAAAGGUAAUGAAAAGCUAAAUUCAUCAAAUAACUGUUUCCAAAAUAACAAAAAGAAAGAAUCGGAAAGUUCUAAGCAUUCAGCAAAAAACUCUAAGAGCUUGUCUCAUGUAUUUAAUUCUAAAGAAUUAAGUGCCCAUGGUACCAAUAAACAUGUAUCGUUAUCAGUUUCAUGCAAAACAAAAUCAUCUUCAGAUAAACAUAAAUUAACUAAAUCAAAGCAUGAUGGUAAUUCAAAAGAUAAGAUUAAGAAAAAACAGAAAACUCCAAGUGUAUGUGAUAAAAAUUUAGGCGAGGAGAAAAAACAUGAUAACUCUCAUGUUGAAAAAAAAGCAAAAUCAGCUAAAGAUCUUAAGCAUUGUUCAAAAAGUACACAUUUGUCAAAUUCUGAUGUAAAGAAAGAUUCUCAUAAGGUAAAAAUUGAGAAGGAUGGUAAUGAAGUAAAAACAAAACACAAAUCAAACUCCAUUUCAUCAUCAUCGUCGUCAUCAUCAUCAUCAUCAAAAUCAGAUCUUUGUUUGCGUUGCCGUCAGAAAUUGACCAGUCAUAGAAAUGUGAGUAUUCAGUGUAAAAGGGAUAGGCAUGAUAAAAUAACUGAAAAAUUAGGUGUAUCCCAGAGAAUUCCACGGUUGCCUCAAGGUCUAGAUUUGAAACAUUUGAAAUAUGGAAAAUACAUAAGGCUUGAAGUUUAUCCUAAUGGGGGUGCUGCUCUGCUUCACUUAUACUGGGAUGAAAUUUGUCAUUUGCAUCGUAAAGAAUUAAGGGCUUUAGCAGAAGAAUUCUUAAAGGAAACCUUCUUAGAAGAGCCAUAUGGUGUUGCAAGGUAUGUGAUGGGGAUUGUUCAUAAUGCUGCUGAAUAUCUGCCUGAUUUACUAGAACAUUUUGCAGAAAAAUAUCCCAGUCUUGUGGUUAAAACUGGUGGUUUGGGACGUCAGUCAGAUAUUGAAACUACAACAAUGGCGAGAUACUGUGACCAAGUACAUGCUCAUUAUAGUCAUGGUACAUUCAGAACAGGACCUUUACAUCAGAUAAGCCUUGUAGGAACUGUUCAUGAAGAAGUUGGUGGAUACUUUCCAGAAUUUUUACAAGUGUUAGAAGAAAAUCCAUUUUUGCAUUUAACUAUGCCAUGGGGACCAUUAUCUGUAGUUCAUAUGAAUCCUCAAGAAAGUAAUGAUGGACCUAUUUUAUGGGUUAGACCUGGUGAGCAAUUAGUUCCUACAGCCGAUUUAUCAAAGUCUCCUUGCAAACGGAAAAGGAGUGCAAUGAAUGAACUACGUAAGCUACAGUAUUUACCGAGAUCUACUGAACCUCGUGAAAUGAUGUUUGAAGAUAGAACAAAAUGUCACGCAGACCAUGUUGGUCAAGGUUUUGAUCGCUUGACAACUGCUGCUGUUGGAGUAUUAAAAGCUGUUCAUUGUGGAAAUGAAUAUACCUCUAAUCGUAUAACCAAAGAUGUGGUUGCCUUUCAUGCUGGUGACUUCAAUGAAUUAGUCGAAAAAUUGCAGUUAGAUUUGCAUGAGCCUCCAGUAUCUCAGUGCGUACAAUGGGUGGAAGAUGCAAAACUGAAUCAGCUGCAUCGUGAUGGAAUACGCUAUGCUCGUAUUCAACUGUGUGAUAAUGAUAUUUAUUUUUUACCACGAAAUAUUAUACACCAGUUCAGAACUGUAAGUGCAGUGACUAGUAUAGCUUGGCAUGUUAGAUUAGCACAGUAUUACAUUCCUCCAAGUGAUAAUGUGAGUGAUGCAAAUGCUUCACAGCCUAAAGAUAAGAAAUCAAAACUUGACAGCUGUGAAGUUUCGAGUUCUAAGAAGAGAAAUAACUCUGGAACAUCCAGUAAAGUUCAUGUUAAGCAUGAGAUGUCUAAGAAUGCUGAAAGGAAUCAAGUGGGUGAUUUUAACUCUAAACAUAUAAAACAGGAACCAGUUAAUGAUUAUACUAAAAAUUCUGCGAAAGGUACUGAUGUUGAAAGUGCUUUAGAGAGUUCAAAAAAGUGUCUGGAUGUUAAACCAGUUCUAGCUGGCAGAAAUGAUAUUGGAAGUGGUUGUAUGCCCAAGAAAAAAUCUCAGCAUUCAAGCAAAAACGGGAACUCGUUAUUGCAGAAAGAAUCAAAAAGUAGUACUUCAUUAAAAGAGAAUAAUAUAAAAAAGGAAGCAACUAUAAAUAAGCAGUUGGAGGAAAGUGCAAAAAUCAAUCUAAAAUCAGAGGAUGGUAAACUUGAAAAAGCUAAUAAAGUUAAGUCUGAAAGAAGUUCUUUGCCUGUUGAAAAGAAAAAUGGAGCCAUUGAAAUAAAGACUUCCAAGAGUUCUAGUAAGUAUGAUGACAGAGCUCACAUAAAACACCUAAAAAAAGAAAAAAGAAAGCAUGCAGAAGAUCAUAAACAUAGUCCAAACAAAUGUGCUAAAAUAAUUCCGUUAUCAGAAGUGCCUUCCAGCACUGUAAAUUCUUCUCCUGAAAAAAGUACCAUACCUCGGGUUAAAAGUUCAUCUGAAAGAAAAUCUAGAAGCAGACAUCACUUCUCAAAAGAAGAUCAACAAGAUCUGGAAUCUGCUGUUGUGGAUUGUGUAGCUCGCUUAGUAAAUACAGUUAGAGACCAGUUAGAUGCUUUAUCGACCAAAAAGAAAAAUCCCACCGAGGCCGUCCGUUCAAAUCGAGCUGCCUCUAUUGUUUCAAAGGAUAAAAACUCAAAAGGAGAGGUAUCAGAACUACAAGCACAUAGUUCUGUGAAAAGUGAGCACAAAACUUGUAUAUUGAAUGAAGAACUUGGAAGUGUUUCUGGAGAUGCAAAUGACAAGGGUAUUUCCACUUCAGUGUGUCACCAGUAAGAUUUUAUUAAUUUGAGCGAUUGCUUCUUGAUAAGGCCAUGUAUUUGAAAAAUUACUAUAAAAACUCCUUUGUAUAUAGUUUGUACAUAAAAUCAUAUCUAAUAGAUAUGUAAUUAGUUUUGGAAUUUAUCUGCAGACAAAAAUGAGAUUUUAAUAGAGGGAGUACUUUUGUUACGGCUUCAUUUUUAUGGACUAUCCACCUUUGUAUUAUAAGCAUUUUGUCAGAAUGCUUGUAUAGAUAUAGCAAUGUAUGUCAUUGUAAUUUACCUGUAUGUAUAUAGAUUGUUCUGAUACAGAGUGUGAAAUAUUUCCCAACACUGUCUAUGCAUGAAUAAUGCUUUAACCUUACAAAUCAAGGUUACCUAGUUCAUUAUUGUUGUUUACCAUAAAAACAUGGCACUCUGGUAGUGUUUUCUCUUACAAUUGUUUUAUGUAGUCUGUACAGCAAUCAGUUUUUGUUUGUAUUGAAAUGCGAGAUUUGUAUAGUGUAGUUUUUAUCAUUUGUGAUAAAUUUAUAUAUGUACAAAAUUUGCUUUUUUAAUGUUUUUUAUUAUUGUGUUAUUAAUUUUAAGUCCAUAUUGAGACAAAAUCUUCGAUUUUAUAGAAGUAUACAUGUGUGUAGUUUAUUUGAGAUGAGAAACCCUAAAAUCAUAUAUUCUUAAAAAGCAUUACAACAUUGUAUAGGUAUUAUUGGGAAAAUAGGGAAGAAUUCUUAAGUUAAUACUAGUUUAACAUGCAAGAACUUUUUUUUUUCUUUUUUGGCAGUUUUAUAUAUAUAUAUACAUACAUACAUACAUAUAUUUAUUCACAUGACUUACUUCUUAAGGUUGAAUUUUUGGUUUGUAAUAUUUUCAGAACCUUGUUAUAAGAAGGUAUAUCUAUGCAAUUUUUAAACAUGUCAAUAAAGCUGAUAUCAUAUUUGUGGUAUACUCAUUAACAUCUGUAUCAAAGAUCUAUUUAUUGACCUGCUUGUUUUAUGGAAAGUAUCAUAAUAAAAUCUGCAUAUGAGAAAUGUGCCGAGUGAAAAUUGUGUACCACUGCCGAAUCACCUUCAUUUGUGCAUUUAUCAUUCUCACAUUUGUAGUAUUAAAUUUCUUUCACGUUUCAAAAUUUUAUUUGUAUCCUAGUAUUCCAGGAUUAGUAGUAUUUAUUUAUACUCAUUUAUUUUUAUUUUGAAUUGCCCUUCAUAAGAACUUUAUAUGCAUUUUUAGUUUGUUAAUAUGUUCAUUUACUUUUAAAAUGCAAAUAUUUUCUUUCAAAAUUUACUACAGCAUUUUAUUGAUUUCAGAUGUAAUGUAUUUCAUGUGCUUAUGCUUUUAUAUAUAUAAUAUGCCUUAUAUGUCCUUUCCUUUAUACAGAUUUUUCCAAAUUUAAAUUCUUAGAAUUUUAACAGUUUCAUUACUGCUGCAUAAAUUUUUAAUUUCUCAUCCAAUAUAUUUCACGAUGGCUUCUUGUUUUAGUCUAUCUAUGCACUAUUGGCAGCAAGUUUGUUGUCCUUAAACAGUAAUUAAUCCAUAUUUCUCUGUUCAGUAAUGUUAUUAAUAUGUUUUCACAUUUAAUUGCUUUUAGUGUAUUGAAAUAUUAUAGAAUGUGGUUUUAAAAUGGGAUCUUAAAUGAUUCUUAUUAUAAAUAACUUCUUGUAUGUAUAAUUCCUAUACAUAAAAUUUACUAGUUUUUGCAACAAUGAUUUAUAUGUAAAUACAGUCAAACCUGGAUAUUCAUAUGCUAUAGGGCUUUUUUAAACGUAAGAAAAUUUAAUCAAAAUUAUACUUAAUAAUUAUUACUAUUGUAUGUAAUGAACCUUUGUUAAAUCAGAUUAUUUACAAAAUAUUUAUGUGCAUUAAGCAAUGAUUACAAUCAAGAGAAGAAAAAUGAUUGUACCUUACAUGCACAAAAUAUAAGUAAAAAGUUUAGUCAUGCAGUCACAUCUGAUUUGCUUAAUUAAACUAAUUAGGUUAUUUAUUGGACUCCUUGAUGAAAUAUUAAUUCUGUGCGAGUUACCUCCUUUCCAUGAGAAAAUAUUUGUCUGGAAAAAUAGGCAUGUUAAAGUCAGCUGAAUCAGUUUAACUUUUGUAUUUGUUUUCUGAGAAAUUUCUAUUCUUUUAAAACAACUUUCAGGAGUAUGUUGGAAGAAAUUAAAGGUGACAAAAGAAUAACAUGUAAAAUUAAAAAAAUUGUACUAAGAAUAUUUAUGCAUGUUCCAGUUAGCAUAUUAUGUUUUACAGAUGUUGAAUAAAUUAUUACCAAAAAAUAUAUGAAUAGGUACAGUAAAUUUAUCCCAAGCUGAAAAAAGAAAUUGAGCUCAUCGUUCAAUCCUGUUAAAAUUUAUUGAAAUGAAAAAUAGUUGAAGGUUACCGAGUCUGAAGCUUCUAAAUAUAACAGUAGAAUCAUAUUCUAAUAUCCAUGAUAAUAUUAUAAAAAUUUUAAUUGAAAUAUUUUUACUGUCAUAUAGAAAGGAUUUCGGGAGUAAAAUUCCUUUAUUAUGACAGGAAUAGAUCAAAUUAAUAGAUUCUCAACUUGAAACUUUAAAAAAUGAGAGAGAAGAUAUUUUGUAUCUUUUAUUCUCUUUUAAUUUUAUUUCAUUUGGAGAUUCUUCCCCUCUUUGUGAAAAUACAUGUUUUAUGGUAUUAAAAAAAUAAUAAAUCAAAUUGCUGUUUUGAAAUUAUUUCAUUCUUUUCUGGUCUAACAACUUUAAUCACAGCAUAGUAUUAUAAGCAGUUUUACGUGAUCUGUGUUAACUGUUAAAGGAAGCUCAGUUGAAUACUGUGAGGUAGUAUAAAUGAAUGCGUACUUUCACAAUAUCCAGUUCAAACAGACAGAAAAAGAAUCCUUCAUUAGCUGAAAUUAAUCCCUUCCUUCAAAGAACAUUUAUUAUUAUGUUUAGCAUUAUUAUUUAUAAAAGUAAAUAAAAAAAGUUCUUUAUAUUUGAUAUUUUUAAAUCAUUAUAAAAUUAGCUUAAAACUAAGUUGAUAGAUAAAUUCUGUUAUAAUGUUUUAAAAUAAUCAAUUUUUGUGAAUUACCAAGGUUUGAUUGUAAUUAUCUUAUACUGUUAGUUGCUGCUUCAUUUUAAUUGAUUGGAAAUUAAUAUAUUAUUUCCAGGAAUUCAUUAUUUCUGUAAAUAUAUCUGAAGAAUUUUAAAUGGUUUACUCUCUGAAAUGUUUAGAGGAAUUGUUUUAAUUACUUUUCAUUUGAGUAGUAUCGAAAAACAAUGUUUUUAUGAGUGAUUCUUUAUCAUGUGUAAGCAAGUAAAUUUAGAAUUAUAGCUCCCACAAAAUCGAAGUUCUUUUCCUUUUUUGUGUAUUUAAAUAGUAAGUAAUCUGCACUUAUUUUUAAAAACUCAAGAGCUGUGUGAUGUGCUAUGAAGUUAGUGCAUUCAGGUACAUAAUUUAAAUUUAAAAUGCCUAGCUAAAUGUAUUUCCCAUCUUCCUGGAGCCUUAAAUGCAGAAACCUUUUUUUUUUUUUUUUUUUUUUUGUUUGUUUGUUUGUUUGUUUGUUUCUUUAUUCCUGUAAUAUUUCUUAACAAAUAUUAAGAUUGGUUACAUUUUUUUGUUGUUGUUUUUGUUUUUGAAGUAAGAAUUGUUUACACUGAGCUUGAAAUAGCUUUCUUGUUUAUAAAGUUUGGCAGAACGUUGCAAAAGUUUGGAGUUUUUUAUAUUUGUGAUACUAAAAGGUUUAUUAAUUGCACUUUUUUUUUUCUGAAUUUCUAUAUUCUGUCUUCUGUUCCAUUCAAAAAUUUGAACAAAAUUUUGUAUUGUACUUUUCUUAUAGCUGAUUUUAUUGUUGACUAAAUAUUUCUGUAUGCUUUUGAAUUCAUACUGUAUGAAAAAAUAGGAAUGUUGUUACUGUAUAUAAAAGGAAAGAUACUUUAUAAAAAGAAUUACAUUUUUAAGAAAAGGUUUCUUCAGAAUAUAUGCAAUAAAGCUAAUGACUCUCAGA